Messenger RNA from Drosophila erecta, 534 nucleotides. RefSeq names its product 39S ribosomal protein L42, mitochondrial (gene mRpL42). The coding region runs from base 105 to 479 and encodes 124 amino acids. The transcript has a single exon. Gene Ontology annotation, cellular component: mitochondrial large ribosomal subunit. The record is from RefSeq and is a predicted model, not a curated record. Lineage: Eukaryota; Metazoa; Arthropoda; Insecta; Diptera; Drosophilidae.
GUUUUUCCAAGUGGAAAUUAAAAAUAGCUAAUGUGGUAGCACUGUCAUUAAAUUAAAUCGAUAACAUUUCAGCUGUUCCAUUCGGUUCAUCUCUAAUUGAAAAAAUGUCAGCGGCACGUUUAUACGGUGGGUUUCGUUUAUUUUCCUCGAGCGCCGUGCAGCGCAAUGCCGUCGGUGGCAAGAGCCUGGUGGAGGCCGUGGCGGUGACCAAAAAUGGACGCACCAUUGUGGCGUGGCAUCCGGACACACCCGUUCCCUACGAGAACACCCAGCCGCUGCCAAAGAUCAGCGAGAUUCAAAGCUCCGCGGUGGUUAAGGAAUCGGCACUGAAGACGGCGAUGCGGGCCUUUAAGAGCAAACAUCCAGAAGUGGCUCGCCAGGAGCUAAUGCAGCUGACCCACACAACUAAGCACCGCUGGUUUCCACGCGCCCGCGACAGGAAGGCCAAGCAAACGCCUAUGGACCGGCCGUACCUGUAGUUUUACACCCAGUGCAUUGCAUAAUGUUCAAAUAAAUUCGUUUUCAUUUACUCCA